GUGGGGAACAGUGUGCUCCACGGAUCUUGAUGCCAAAUCUGGAGAAGUGAUUUGCAAACAAAUGAAAUGUGGACCAAUAAAAUAUAUUUAUCCUGGCUCAUAUCAAUUUGGAAAAGGACUUGGACCUAUAUGGUUGGAUGAGAUUGAAUGUACAGCACACGAAUCGACCCUUUGGCAGUGUGAGUCACAACCGUGGGGAAAACACCAGUGUGACCAUUCGCAUGACGGAGGAGUUGUAUGUGAGGAAUCCAACAUGACGGAAGGAUUCACUGAAAAAGCCUGCUUGCAAGAAAACACAUUCUCCUCUUUCCCUUCAGAAGAUGUUCCAUUGCAACUUGUUGGCGGCAGUCACAGCUGCUCCGGAAGGCUUGAGGUACAAGUUAAUAAAAGUUGGGGCACGGUGUGUGACGACUCUUGGGAUCUGGCCGAUGCCAAUGUAGUCUGCAGACAACUAGGAUGUGGCCUUGCUCUCUGGCCUCCCGAAGAUGUUAACAUGACCCAGGGAGCCGCUGAUGUCUGGCUUGAUGAAGUAAAAUGCACCGGAAGUGAAUCGUUUCUGUCCAGCUGUCGUUCCUCACCAUUUGGUCAACACGACUGUGAUCACAAAGAAGAUGUCAUCGUUCUUUGUUCUGGUUCCAGAGUGUCUCCUACUGAACGCGACAAUUCAGCUUUAGGAAACUGGACCCCAUCUAUCAUGGUUACUGUCUGCAUAACUCUUGGAAUUAUAUUCAUCAUUGAGUUUUUAAUACUGUUCACGAUAACGUGGAGACGAUCAGCAAUCAGUGGUACACUAAUGAGUGGCCAAGGAUUACCUGUUGACUUUUACCAAGCAAUUUAUGAGGAAAUUGAAAAUAUUCCACCAUUCAAGAAUUUUUCUGAGAUGCAAGAUUCAGUUACUGGAUCCACUCAUUCCGUCAAUGAAGUCGAAUAUUACACCAACGACUAUAUAUAUAGUACAUGUCAUGCUCCACAAGACCCUGAAGAGCCCAAGUCCUAGAUUCGCUUGCAUCUGGCUUUCCGUGUUUUCUCUUCGACUGACAGUAACGAUGAAAUGAGCGACAACAGUUCAGGAAUUCCAAGUCACUUGCUGCUCGAAUGGUCAACGGUUAAUUCCCAUCCUUCACAUCAGCCCGAUGAAGACCGAAAAACAAACUGUGCCCCCUCUUGCUUGCACUUUCUAUACGUUAUUGUCUGUGAA
Hypanus sabinus (Atlantic stingray) is the source of this 1198-nucleotide messenger RNA. RefSeq names its product scavenger receptor cysteine-rich type 1 protein M130-like. Lineage: Eukaryota; Metazoa; Chordata; Chondrichthyes; Myliobatiformes; Dasyatidae. The coding region runs from base 62 to 997 and encodes 311 amino acids. Gene Ontology annotation, cellular component: membrane. The transcript has 8 exons. The record is from RefSeq and is a predicted model, not a curated record.